This is a messenger RNA of Porites evermanni, 1601 nucleotides long. Lineage: Eukaryota; Metazoa; Cnidaria; Anthozoa; Scleractinia; Poritidae. The record is from the annotation of a GenBank genome assembly.
AUGUCGUCACCAGUAAUGGAAGUUGUCAGAGAAACAAAAGAGGUACGAAAGAAUUAACUACAGCAAAUGAGCGAGCUUUUAAAAUUCCUCCCCACCUGCUUCACGUUGAGUAACAAUCACUAGGUAUUAGACGAGGGUCUCAAUAGGGGUGGUACCUUUGACAGCUCACGCCAUUAAUUUUUUCCAAUUUUGACGGUUGACGGUCGAAUUUUAGAGCUUUUGACGUUUGUCGGUUAUUCUGUGGAAAUCUAGUCCAAGAAUUUAAAUAAACAGUUCUGCAUAAAUCAAUAUCAACUGUCGUGUGUUAGAGGUUUGUUUGGCCUUUCACCCUUAAAACGUCGAAGUACCAGAUGUAAGGUCUUGUAAUGUAUGGAGGGAGUGUAUUUGAAAACAUGGGAAGUAGUUUUUCUAGUUUAUAGAUUCUUCAGAUCAGCUGAAAUAGUGAGUUGAAAAACCUUGAAACUUUUUACGGUUAAUAUAUAUCUGCAGUUUUAACAGUUGACAUCAAAAGAAGCGGAGAAGAAAAAUUAGAAAUAUUAAGGAAACAAACAAGCACCUGGGAAAUGAAUCCAUAUAUGCUUUGUAUUUUGAAUUUAGAUACGUUAUCUUUCUUUUCUCAACAGAUGGAACUCACCUGGGCCGAGAGCAUGGAAUGUAAAGUCAUAAUGGCGAAUGUUCGACAAUACGCAGGAGGAGCUUAUUUAAAAGCUGUUACAAAGAAGGGUCAUGAACGGGAAGCAAAGAUAACUGUGGAAUUUACGGGGAACGCUUAUGAGGAAACAACAGGUAAUUUGAAAAUAUGGACACACGAGUAAGACGUCAAGUUAAUGCACGCGCUUCCUUUCUAUGGUUUUUUCGUGCAUAUUCAGUGUUAUUUCAAUCUUCAUGCACCGUUUCAUUUGAUAGUAAAGGAAGGCAGCGUCAAAAUGUCUUUAUUUGGGUCAAAGUUUAUAGUUUUUGUCUUUGGUAACAAAAUUUAAUGAAGUAAAUCACGAUGACAAAAAAGCCAGUAAGUUUAGUAAGGGAUGCGAAACUUAUUGUUCUCGCGACAAUGAAUUUUCCCGCCAAAAAUAUCACUAAAGUAAGAGCUUCCUUUGUUUUGACCAACUUUGUCGACCUUCAUUGUAACAAGAUGACGCAAACGACUAUGUAGAGGAAUGAAAACAUUUUGUCAUACGAAUCUGCUCCACAAUAUCUUAUAAUAAGAAUGCGUCCUUUUCUUAAGGAGGGAUUGGGUAUCCAUUCAGUGCAUGGGAAAAUUUGAUCCAGUUCUAGGCAAUUCAGCAAAGAGUACUGUGCUAGCGGUCACUACGCUAUCUCUCGAUGUUUUUGUAUCAGAAAUCAAACGAGUGAGAUUCAUGACGUGCGUAUUAGUAAGAACCGGCUUUUAUAAUUGAAGCAUAUUAAUUCUAUACUUAUGUAUCAGAUAUAAUCACCAGCCGGUGGCUAAAAUGUACACUGUUGUAUACCCAUGUAUUUCAGAAUUCUAUAUUGGGCAGCAUGACAUGCCAGGAUACAACACCUUCUCGUGCUAUAUAGAGGGCCAACAGUAUUUCCUGUGUGCAGAGAAUAACGAAGUGUUUCUGAUGGUAAGUAAAUGA